GUGAGAGGCUGUUGAGUUGAGAUCAGUGAGGACUGACCGUCGCAGAAAGAGAAGGGAGCAGCACUGGCAGCUAUUCGCAACUCACUGAAUCCCUGAAUUUCUGAUUCCGGACAUCAACCGAAUUUUUUUUGAGCAAAGUAACUUCAGCUUUUUUGGAGAUUGGCAUUGAUUGAUUCUGUAGCCUACUCAAGCGACAUUCUGAAGUCAGUGUCUUUUCUUUAUCACGACACAGAAAGCAUUUUCAGAUCGUUUGUGGUAGUUUUACACUGAUAAUUUAGACAGUUUGUCUAAAACCACAACACUGCCAGUUUGCUUCUGGUUGAGUUUAUUUUACCUCUUAUGGUAACAGUAGGCUAUAAACUGCAGUAGAAACGUUCUCUAGUUCCAAUAUUUCCAUUGACGUUUUAGUCGGAAAUUGCAUUUAAGAUGAUGAUCAUUAUCGCUGAAUUCUUCGUGGUCAUAUUGAAGGUGCUCUGGGCUUUUCUAGCGGCUGGGGCGAAAUGGGUCGUGCGUCCAAAGGAAAAGAGUGUCACGGGACAGGUGUGCGUGAUCACCGGGGCUGGAAGUGGCCUCGGGCGGCUUUUCGCUAAGGAGUUUGCUCGUAGACGGGCAGUUCUGGUGCUAUGGGACAUUAACAGCGAAAGCAACGAAGAGACUGCAGAGAUGGUGCGGCAGAUUUACCGUGAGCUGGACAGCCCGAUGUCCAAAGAUGGAACUGUCGGAGGGGUAGAAGAGGUGCCCCCUCUCCAGCCCCAGGUUUACACAUAUGUGUGUGACGUGGGAAAACGCGAGAACGUGUACUCCACCGCAUUGAAGGUGCGUCAGGAGGUGGGGGAAGUGGACAUUCUGAUCAACAACGCAGGCACGGUCUCUGGUCAUCACCUCCUGGAGUGUCCGGAUGAGCUUAUAGAACGCACGAUGGUUGUGAACUGCCAUGCACACUUCUGGACCACCAAGGCUUUUCUUCCCAAGAUGCUGGAGCGGAAUCAUGGCCACAUUGUGACGGUUGCCAGCUCUCUGGGCUUAUUCAGCACAGCUGGAGUGGAGGACUAUUGCGCCAGUAAGUUUGGGGCCAUCGGGUUCCACGAGUCUCUGAGCCAUGAGAUCAAGGCGUCUGACAAAGAGGGUAUCAACAUGACCCUGGUGUGCCCAUACCUGGUGGACACGGGCAUGUUCAAAGGCUGCAGGAUAAGAAAGGAGAUUGAGCCCUUCCUCCCCCCCCUGAGGCCUGAGUUCUGUGUGAAACAGUGCAUGAGGGCCAUCCUGACUGACCAGCCCAUGAUCUGCACGCCACGCAUCGUAUACAUGGUCAACUUCAUGAAAAGCAUCCUGCCUUUCGAGGCCAUCGUGUGCAUGUACCGGUUCCUGGGGGCCGACAAGUGUAUGUAUCCCUUCCUGGCCCAGCGGAAGGAGGCCAUGAACAACAACGAGGCCAAGAAUGGGAUCUAGGGGGCGCUGUUUCCACCAUACGCAGGGGCAUAUAGCCCAAGAGUACAAGGAUACGACCACUGGGGAUGCAUUAGGAAGGAAGAAGAGGGGGGGGGGGGGGGAAGAAGAAGAAGAAGAAGAAGAAGAAAAAAAGACUGAAUCUAGACUGGUGCACUUGCAUUGAGCGGAUGCAAAGGUUUACCAUAUUGUUCCUCUGGAACAAAGAAAGCUGUGUAGUACACAAAGGAUGUCAUUGUAUUUGUGUUGUUUUUUUUGUUUGUUUUUUUUUUUUAAGGAUUGUUUAGAGAAACCAAUCAUCAAUAAACUGUGUCAAUAGUUUUGAAAUCAUAUGAAAAAGGUAUUCAGUAAUUAACUAUUUACGUAAUGUAGUCACCAGCCUUAUCUAGUGUCUUUGUGGAAAUAUACAGUAUGUUACUGUACAAACAGUAAAAUUUUGUCACUUUUUAUUUGAAUUUUUUUGUAGACAUGCACUGUAAUUACUGACUUUCUCUACACUGCCAACUCUCUGUGUAGAUACGGUUCAACUUGGCAUUUCACUACCCAGAAUCCCCUGAGGCACAAUCCAACCAGUGCCUCAAAAUCAGAAUGGUCUAAAUUGUUAUCUAUGUUGCCAUCGUGCUGAUGUGUCUACUGUAAGGUCAUUGAUUUCACUGUCAACUGAAGAGAUUCCAUCCAUUAUAAUCCGUUUCCAUGUAGAUCAUUUGUUUACAACAUUGUUUUCGUCAAUGCUUUGUUAACAUGAUUUUUAGACACACACGUGAACACACUUUCCAGCUCAAACUAACAGCUACCUUUUGGCUUAUCCAGGUGGGUGGCUCUUUUCAGACAUGCAAUUCUGUCAUGUGGAAGUUAUUUAAGUACUCAUGUCAAUGUUCAGAAGACCCAUCCCCCAACUCUAAACCUUAAUUAAGUUGCCCUAAUCUAAUUGAAGCGAUGAACUACAUUGUGCUACUCUGCUCUCUAGAGGGCAUGUAUUGAUCAUCAGCUGAAGAGAGUGCUGAAAGAUCCUGUCAUUGAUGUGCAAAUUCUGACCAGCUAUUGAUUGGUUUGGGGGGAAAAAUAAAGGUAAAAAGGAUAUUGCCAAAAUCUUAUUGUUUAAAUCAUUAUUUCAUUUCUAAGCCAACUAAAACCUAGUGUUUGGGACCUGACAUCGAACAGUCAGAGAUGUCUUCGAGUGAACUGUAAACAUAUAAAACAGUAGUGAUGCUCUUAUUUAGUCUAGUUGUCCAUCUUGUUAAGUGUGAGAUGUAAACGUUUUAACUGUUGUACUCCCACUAAGGACAUUGCUGUCUCCGCUGUAAUUGAUGUUUGGAUAUUUUAUAAAAGUUUUUGAAUUUCAACUACAUUCCAACAGGUCUCAUUUCUCCAGUCACAGCGAUGAGCCUAAAUUCUCUACCUCUAUUUUUUUUUUUGCCAUUCGUUGACAGUAUAACAUAAGCCUCUUUUUGUAAUAUUUCUGAAGACUGCUCUUUAGUCGAGCAAAUGUGGUUCUGAUGUUUAGUGUCUUUACCUAACUUAAAUUAAUAAAGUGAUUUAGAUUAUUA
Hypomesus transpacificus is the source of this 2993-nucleotide messenger RNA. It is a transcript of the gene rdh10a, whose product is annotated as retinol dehydrogenase 10a. Gene Ontology annotation, molecular function: oxidoreductase activity, acting on the CH-OH group of donors, NAD or NADP as acceptor. The coding region runs from base 427 to 1449 and encodes 340 amino acids. The transcript is spliced from 6 exons. Gene Ontology annotation, cellular component: lipid droplet. NCBI's taxonomy places the organism in Eukaryota, Metazoa, Chordata, Actinopteri, Osmeriformes, Osmeridae. The record is from RefSeq and is a predicted model, not a curated record.